Onychomys torridus (southern grasshopper mouse) is the source of this 1742-nucleotide messenger RNA. RefSeq names its product glucosamine-6-phosphate deaminase 2 (gene Gnpda2). Gene Ontology annotation, molecular function: identical protein binding; glucosamine-6-phosphate deaminase activity. NCBI's taxonomy places the organism in Eukaryota, Metazoa, Chordata, Mammalia, Rodentia, Cricetidae. Bases 132 to 962 code for a protein of 276 amino acids. Gene Ontology annotation, biological process: N-acetylglucosamine catabolic process; carbohydrate metabolic process; N-acetylneuraminate catabolic process. The record is from RefSeq and is a predicted model, not a curated record. The transcript has 7 exons. Gene Ontology annotation, cellular component: cytoplasm.
UCUCAGCUCUCUUCACCCCCUCACCGGCUGGAGUCGCUGGCAGUUACUCCGGUGCGUGUUCGUUCGGGACCGCGGGAGGCUGUAGGUGUGCGGUGUGAACUUCUUGUGCCGAGAGCUGUGCAUCACCAAGAAUGAGGCUUGUAAUUCUUGAUGACUAUGACUUGGCCAGUGAAUGGGCAGCAAAGUACAUCUGCAAUUGUAUCGUUAAGUUCAAACCUGGACAAGACAGGUAUUUUUCACUGGGCUUACCAACAGGGAGCACACCUUUAGGAUGUUACAAAAAACUAAUAGAGUACCACAAGAGUGGGAACCUUUCAUUUAAAUAUGUGAAGACUUUUAACAUGGAUGAAUAUGUAGGACUGCCACGAAAUCAUCCUGAAAGCUACCAUUCUUAUAUGUGGAAUAACUUUUUUAAGCAUGUUGAUAUAGAUCCUAAUAAUGCUCACAUCCUUGAUGGGAAUGCUGAAGAUUUGCAGGCAGAAUGUGAUGCAUUUGAGGAGAAAAUCAAAGAAGCUGGAGGAAUAGAUCUUUUUGUUGGAGGAAUAGGUCCAGAUGGUCAUAUUGCUUUCAAUGAGCCAGGAUCCAGUUUAGUAUCAAGAACAAGAUUAAAGACUCUAGCUAUGGACACCAUUUUGGCAAAUGCAAAAUAUUUUGAUGGAGACUUAUCAAAAGUGCCGACCAUGGCUUUAACUGUUGGUGUGGGGACAGUUAUGGAUGCUAGGGAGGUGAUGAUCCUCAUAACAGGUGCACACAAGGCAUUUGCCCUGUACAAAGCCAUCGAGGAAGGAAUCAAUCACAUGUGGACUGUUUCAGCUUUUCAACAGCAUCCCCGAACGAUUUUUGUAUGUGAUGAAGAUGCUACUUUAGAAUUAAGAGUGAAAACUGUGAAAUACUUUAAAGGGUUAAUGCACGUGAACAACAAACUCGUGGAUCCACUGUACAGCAUGAGAGAAGAGAACUGACGGAGACCGCAGCACAAUUCUGCUUGGAAAAGGAAACUUUUCUUCCUAGAAUUUCAGCUUAUGCAAUAUGAUAACAAUGGGGAAAUAUAAAGACAAUGAAAAAGAAAAGAACAGUGUGUGUUAAACAUUCCAUGUUUAGAAUGUGUUUUACACUAGGGCCUGGAACUAAGUCAACCCCCAACUGGUUGGCUGUUAAAAAAAGUAUAGAAGCUAUAUAGCUACCUAUACACAGCAAAGCAGCGGAAUGUCUGCAUUUGAAGAGAUUCUAUGCAUCAGGUACUGUAUGACAAUCUCUUUGACUUCUUUACAAGAAGACGCUCCAACCUGUUCCACUAUCAUAGAAGCCUUCUCUUUUGGAAUGUCUACUCUUUGUGUGUCACACAUGCUUUUUGCCUGUAGUUGCCUUAGUCAUCUUUCCUCAGUAGCAUCUGGACAUCAGUAGUCCUGCUAUUCAUUAAUCAAGGAAAUCUGAAGAGAUGACACUGUCCCAAAGUAGUUUACAUCCUUUCAGAAAGUGUAAGUGCAUGCUUUUAUGCACCUUCUUAUGUAGUACUUUUUUACAGAUAUGCUUAUUUUUAUUUGAAGACCUACGUCAGUGCCCUUCAUAAAGAAGUAUAUUGGCAACUAUGAGCUUUAUACCUAGCUAUAAAUUAAAGGAAAUCCUUUUGAAGAACAUUUUCUGAUUAUUGUUAAAUUUUAUAAUUCAUCCUUAUAUAUGUCUAAAGGUAUAAGUACUGUAAAUCUUUAAAUUGCAAAAACUUGUAUAAUUAAGCUGCAAAU